AUGUCAUCAAACCCAUCGGAUGCAAAUCUCAUUCUUAGUUUAAAUUUAAUCUCAGCUCAGAUCAAUCGUUAUUUGUCGAUUAUCAUUCUUCUUUUCGGUACUGUGGGCAAUAUUCUCAAUUGUCUUGUUCUAUCUCAAAAAGCUCUACGUAAAAAUCCAUGUUCAUGGCUUUUUCUUGCAUCAUCAAUCACUAGUCUAAUCACUCUUAUUUCUGGUGUUGCUGUUCGAUUAAUGGCGGGAUGGUCAGCAGAUUUAACCGACACGAUUCCAUGGCUCUGUAAAUUUCGAAUUUUUGUUCUAUUUGAUUCAAGAACGAUUGCUUCAUGGCUAAUUAUGUUAGCCACAGUUGACAGAUGGCUUUCAUCAAGUAUUAAGGUUAAUCGUCGUCACAUGAGUACAUUGAAGAAUGCUCAAUAUGGCACACUUCUUCUUGUGCUUCUAUCAAGUCUUAUUUAUGCACAAAUAUUCUACUGUUAUGAGGCCAAUCUUACCAAUGCUCCAUUGAAAUGUUAUGGAAAAACAAUAUGGUGUCGUCUAUUAAUUGAUUUUACGUUUGCUACAGAAGCAAGUGUCUUCAAUGCCGUUGCCGACUCUGACAAACCUAAUCGUCCAUCAAUACAAAAACAAAAAUAA
Rotaria sp. Silwood2 is the source of this 633-nucleotide messenger RNA. The record is from the annotation of a GenBank genome assembly. Lineage: Eukaryota; Metazoa; Rotifera; Eurotatoria; Philodinida; Philodinidae.